Miscanthus lutarioriparius is the source of this 1371-nucleotide messenger RNA. NCBI's taxonomy places the organism in Eukaryota, Viridiplantae, Streptophyta, Magnoliopsida, Poales, Poaceae. The record is from the annotation of a GenBank genome assembly.
AUGAUUUCGCCGCGGAUGCCGACGAAUCUCCUCCCGGCGCGGACGAUCUCCCCUGUCUCAAAUGGCUGCGCAGCGACGGCGAGCCCCUCUUCUCCCUCGGUGGCUGCACGGCCACGGCGAUCCCCUUCAGGCGUUCAAUCUGUGACUGGCAGAGGGAAGUUUCCCUUGGCAGCCAUCACUCUAGAUGAUUAUCUUCCAAUGCGAAGUACUGAAGUGAAGAACCGGACAUCAACAGAUGACAUCACAAGUCUGAGACUAAUCACAGCAGUCAAAACCCCCUAUUUGCCUGAUGGAAGAUUCGAUCUGGAAGCAUAUGAUUCUCUCAUAAACAUGCAGAUAGAGGGUGGUGCUGAAGGUGUAAUAGUUGGAGGAACAACAGGAGAGGGUCACCUCAUGAGCUGGGAUGAACAUAUCAUGCUCAUUGGGCAUACAGUGAACUGCUUUGGCUCUAGAAUUAAAGUGAUAGGCAACACAGGAAGUAACUCAACCAGGGAAGCUGUUCACGCAACAGAGCAGGGAUUUGCUGUUGGCAUGCAUGCAGCUCUCCACAUCAAUCCUUACUAUGGGAAGACCUCAACUGAAGGAAUGAUUUCUCAUUUUGAGGCUGUCCUCCCAAUGGGUCCGACCAUCAUCUACAACGUGCCAUCCAGGAGUGCCCAGGAUAUCCCCCCUGAAGUUAUUGUAGCAAUUUCAGGCUAUACAAACAUGGCAGGUGUCAAGGAAUGCGUUGGGCAUGAGAGGAUUAAGCACUACGCUGACAAAGGUAUAACAAUUUGGAGCGGCAAUGACGACGAAUGCCACGAUUCUAGGUGGAAAUAUGGUGCUACUGGAGUCAUUUCUGUUACUAGCAACCUUGUUCCUGGGCUCAUGCAUAGCCUCAUGUACAAAGGCGAGAAUGCGAUGCUGAAUGAGAAGCUAUUGCCCCUGAUGAAAUGGUUGUUCUGCCAACCAAAUCCAAUUGCUCUCAACACCUCUCUGGCUCAGCUCGGGGUGGCAAGGCCCGUCUUCAGACUGCCAUAUGUUCCACUUCCUCUUGAAAAGAGGAUCGAGUUCGUCCGGAUUGUUGAGGCUAUUGGACGGGAAAAUUUUGUGGGACAAAAAGAGGUCCGGGUUCUCGAUGAUGACGAUUUCGUGUUGAUCAGUAGGAGCCUGAAAAAUAUAAUCACUUUUUUCCUAUCCCUGCAACAUAUGCCAAAACCUGUUGAAGAUUCCACGGGGAAACGGAUGCCAAGAAAUUCCACGGUUGGAUCAAGACAAAAGGCUGCCACUAUAGGGGGUGAUCGUGCCACUGAAUUGAAUAAAUUGAUGCUCGACCAUCAAAUCUUUGCGCUCCCUCGUGCUGGGGUCAUAGAGUAUGCUCCAAAACUCUGA